UGUUCGAUUCUGCGAACCUACCUGUAAUUACUAGCCGACACAAUCGGAAUUGUGAAAGAACCGGAAGUGUUGCCAGAGUAGAGGAAUUUGGCGGUGAUUUUUGGAAGAAACAAAACUCGAAAAAAAAAAUACUGAAGUAAAUUUCGAAACUAGUUAGCGUACAAAAUAAAGUUUGAAUUUCGGAAAAAGAGUGUUUCAGUGUGAGGGUUACAAUUGGGGGGACCACCCACUAUUCAAUGGAAGGCCACCACCUCUCUCGCUGUGUAAUUGGGCAAUAGUGUAGUGUACUAGUUGUAGUUCAUUGGAUUAACGCGGCGAGUUUGGGGUGAAAGAAAGAAAGGUGAAGAAGGAGAAGCGAGCAUCUGGAGCAGUGAAAGGAAAGGAGGACACGUCUGCUGGAUCUGAUUACGGUUGACCCGGGGGGGUCCUACAGAAGCAGCGAAAAAUUGCCACCAGUGUUUGCGUGGCCCUCGAAAUCUUCGAUGGUGCUGCUGAUGCUGCCGGGAAGAUGUGCCCUUGGCAACACUGUUGUGUGCCCCGAAGAGGAAGUGCUGCCAGCGACGGUCGAAUCUCGUUGUACAGGGUGAAGAAAAAGUUAUCGCGAGUGAGUGUGCAGUGUGAGCAGUGAAAAGGGUCGAGUGCAGUGAGUGAAAGGGCAAUGUUGCCAGCAGCACCUGUCAGUUGAGCAGCCUAGCGCCGCGCGCCAAAUGUUGUCGGUUGUGCUCGGUGCGACCACGAUAACAAUGAACAGAGGCGAGCAGGAGAAUCUCUUUCGGCAGUCACGAAACCUCCGGCUGCAGCAGGAAGAGAAACAGCAGCUGCACACACACCAACAUCAACAACAACAACAACAGAACCAAUACCAACAACUGAGGCUGGACAAACCGCGGCACUUUUCGCAUGGUAACAUCCACCAGGUCAGCAAUCUUCAUAUGCAAUCGCUAAACUCGCGAUCGUACGGGGAUGAUCGUCGCGGGAGCCAGUUUGGGGGCGUUGCCUGCGAUGACCUGGUACUCUCGGUGCUCAAAUCUCCGCUCAAGGAGACCCAGGCGCUGCUCGGCAGCAGUAGCCUGCUCGUGGGAGGUCAACUCUCGGCGACAACCAUGUCGGCCAGUCCCAGCGCCGGAAGUAAUGGCCUCGGAACGGGUGGGGCCAACACGACGGCCCCGACGCAAACCCCGAGUCCGUGCGGACCCGGCUACCGCGCCCUCCAAGCUUCCGAGGAUGACCUGGUGGAUGACGUGGAGUCAGCCAUCGAAACGACCGAGCUGAACCACCCGGGACGAAGUGGUGGUGGUGGCCACUCGGCCGAAACGUCUUCCUCGCCCGGUCCGCUCAAUUUUCUGCGGCGCUUCCGUACGGGGAAGACGGGCCGGUUCGAGCCUCACCACCGGCGAGUUCCGACGCCGUUGCGACGCAAGAACCGAAACCGGUCCCGGUCUCGCUCGAACGCGGACAUCCUGGACGGAGUGUCGACCGGCAGGAUGGACGUGGAUUGUGGGGACGAUGACGACGAUGACGAUGACCUGGUGGGUGCGUCGGGGACCGGAAUGGUCACGAACGGACCCAGCGAUCCGUCCGAUCCGUCGUCCGCGGGGCCGCAGAAGGCCGGCGUGCCCAAUCCGUACUAUCCCAUCGCACUGCCGAUCGACCAAGCGUUCAAAGCCAAAUACGUUUUCCACCAUCGCCGGGGCAAGACGGUGCAGGAGCGGUUCUACGUGUUCCUCGAGCAUCCGGUCGGGUGGCUGUGUUUUGUAUAUCAUUUUUCCGUGUUUAUGCUCGUGCUGGUGUGUCUGAUAUUUAGCGUACUGUCGACGAUAGACGAGUACAGUAAGUUCGCGAACGAGACCUUGUUCUGGAUGGAGAUCUGCCUGGUGGUGUUCUUCGGCGUGGAAUACCUGGUGCGGCUCUGGUCGGCCGGCUGCCGGUCCAAGUACAUGGGCUUCUGCGGCCGGUUGCGGUUCAUCCGCAAGCCGAUUUGUAUUAUAGAUUUAAUAGUAGUAGUAGCAUCGAUGGUUGUGCUGUCAGUUGGCUCAAAUGGACAGGUGUUCGCGACGAGUGCGAUCCGCGGUAUCCGGUUUCUGCAGAUCCUCCGGAUGCUGCACGUGGACCGGCAGGGCGGCACCUGGCGGCUCCUCGGGUCGGUCGUGUUCAUCCAUCGGCAGGAGCUGAUAACGACACUGUACAUCGGUUUCCUGGGGCUAAUAUUUAGCUCCUACUUUGUGUAUCUGGCGGAGAAGGACGUGACGGGGCCGGACGGGCGGCAGGACUUUGCCAGCUACGCCGACGCGCUCUGGUGGGGCGUCAUCACGGUCACGACGAUCGGUUACGGCGACACGGUGCCCCAGACGUGGAUGGGCAAGAUCGUGGCGUCCUGCUUCAGCGUGUUUGCAAUCUCGUUCUUCGCACUACCGGCGGGCAUCCUCGGGUCCGGUUUCGCGCUCAAGGUGCAGCAAAAGCAGCGCCAGAAGCACUUCAACCGCCAGAUCCCGGCCGCGGCCAUGCUGAUCCAGUGCCUCUGGCGCUGCUACGCCGCCGACAAGAGCUUCCACUCGGACGCGACCUGGCAGAUCUACGUCAAGUCGGACGACCAGAAUGCCAACAGCUCGAGCGCCGGCACCGCCCUCCCGGCGCAGCUGGGCAAAGUGAGUGCGUUGCUUAGCGGUACCCUAAUGGUACAGGUGGCGCGACGUGGGGCCUCGGUGCUCAAGCGGAGGAAAUCCCGAAACCGGAUGGACGCUCCGGGCGUGAAAUCGGCCACGGCGGCGGCUGCGGCGGCAGCAUCCACUUCCGGCGGCGGACCCCUCGCGACGCCAUCUUCCACCGGAGGAGGAGCGGCCAGCAGCGGGACGGUGGGGACACCCGGCGGGGGUGCCGGAAGUGGCGGUGGACCCGGAACCAGUUGCGGGGUGGCGGCCAGUGAAAGUACCGCGCUCGGAACGCCAAUUACGGCGGCACCGGCGGACGCGCACCAUCACCUGUCCAAGAGCGAGUCGGACGGGGACGUGGUCUUCUACAUGGAGGAACCGAGGGCGGCGGGAACUCCAUCCCGGACGAGGCGGAACGACCCGAACCGGGGUGCAUUCGUCAGCCAGAACAGCUCGGUGACGGAGGCGCCCAGCGACGAGGUCGAGGCGGAACCGGAACCGGACGACGAACCGGAACCGGCCCGGGUCACACAACUCACCGAAGCGCACCGUAACGCGAUCCGGGCGAUCCGGAAGAUCAAGUACUUCGUAGCGCGGCGCAAAUUCCAGCAAGCCCGCAAACCGUACGACGUCCGGGACGUGAUCGAGCAGUACUCCCAGGGCCACCUCAACAUGAUGGUCCGCAUCAAGGAGCUCCAGCGGCGGUUGGACCAGACGCUGGGCAAGCCCGGCAGCUACCUGGCGGGGAUCGACCGGGUCGGCAACAUCAAGCCGAUGACGGUGGGCGCUCGGUUGUACCGCGUCGAGCAGCAACUAUCUGUGAUGGACAAGAAACUGGAUCAAUUAACGCACGCCAUCAACUCGAUGACGAUGCAGCAGAAGAUGAUAUUACCGGCGCCGAUGCCGAUGGUGGCGGCGGCGCAGAUUCCGGUGUCGGCGGCCAUUCCACUCCCGGUCACGUCCCAGCAGCAGCAAUUAUUCCAAGCGCAGCAGCAGCUCGUCAGUUUGGGGUGCAUGUCCCCGCUGCAGUUACCGCCGGCGCCCUCGUUGGCCAGCUCGCCGACGCCCCCGACCACGACCUCGACGCCGGCCAAAUGCCUCGAGGACGACGUGUAAUAUUGGGCGCUGGUCCUGGACCCCCGGGAGUACUAACGAGUUAGGCUAAACACCACGUGGAUGGUGGCGGAAGGUUGGGUGGGAUGACAUUUGGCAUAUGAAGGCGAUUUGGAAAGAAUCUUUUACGAGAAAUUUAAUAGAUCGAUUGAAAAAUAAACUUCCAAAACCAUGAUUUUGAUAUCAAGUU
This is a messenger RNA of Culex pipiens pallens (northern house mosquito), 3951 nucleotides long. Its product is annotated as potassium voltage-gated channel subfamily KQT member 1-like. Gene Ontology annotation, molecular function: voltage-gated potassium channel activity. Gene Ontology annotation, biological process: transmembrane transport; potassium ion transport. The record is from RefSeq and is a predicted model, not a curated record. The coding region runs from base 708 to 3764 and encodes 1018 amino acids. Gene Ontology annotation, cellular component: membrane. The transcript is spliced from 9 exons. Lineage: Eukaryota; Metazoa; Arthropoda; Insecta; Diptera; Culicidae.